AUGAAGGAGACACAAAACAUCAAAGAUUAUGCUGAAAAGUUGCCGAACAUUGUAAAUAAGGUACGGCUACUUGGUAAGGAUUUUCCUGAUGAAAGAAUUGCACUAGAGCAAAGUAGAUUGAUGAGACAAGAAGAAACUGUGCAGGGUGUUUUUCAUGCAAAAGCACAAAACUCAGGAGAAGGCAAAGACAAGAAAUAUAACAAAAAAUACAAGAAACCAGAAAAUUCAACAAGCUGGAAGCCAAGAAAGAGGAGACUUAUCCAUCAUGUCCAUAUUGCAAGAAAAAAAAAUCCUCAAAGAAAGUGCUCGUGGAGACCUGACAUCAAAUGCAGGAAAUGUGAACAAACUGGACACAUGCAGAGGAUCUGCAGGUCACAACAACACGAAGUCAAGGGCAAAGAAACUGUGGCUAUAAAAAGUUUAUCAGGUUUGAAGUAUAUCACUGAUGUUUUAUAUGUACUCGACAUUGACCAAAACCUGCUUAGUGUUGGACAGCUAAUUGAGAAAAGUUUCAAAGUCAUAUUUGAAGAUAAAUGGUGCAUGAUCAAAGAUGCAAAAUGUAGAGAUGUAUUUAAGGUAAAAAUGAGAGCAAAAAGUUUUUCUUUGAAUCUAAUGGCGGAGGAGCAAACAGCAUUUCCAAGCAGGGCAAGCAAUGAAGAAUUAUGGCAUUUCCAUCAUACUGGACUUCUAUAUAUGCAGAAACACAAUCUGGUGAAGGGCUACCAGUGCUGGAAGAUAGAUUAUCUAAUUGUGUGGCUUGUAAAUAUGGCAAACAAAUUAGAAGACCUUUCUCUCAAACUACAUGGAGAGCAACACGCAAGCUUCACCUAG
This is a messenger RNA of Olea europaea var. sylvestris, 831 nucleotides long. RefSeq lists its product as uncharacterized. The transcript is spliced from 3 exons. The coding region runs from base 1 to 831 and encodes 276 amino acids. The record is from RefSeq and is a predicted model, not a curated record. NCBI's taxonomy places the organism in Eukaryota, Viridiplantae, Streptophyta, Magnoliopsida, Lamiales, Oleaceae. Gene Ontology annotation, molecular function: nucleic acid binding; zinc ion binding.